Sclerotinia sclerotiorum 1980 UF-70 is the source of this 690-nucleotide messenger RNA. RefSeq lists its product as hypothetical. The coding region runs from base 1 to 690 and encodes 229 amino acids. The transcript has a single exon. The record is from RefSeq and is a predicted model, not a curated record. NCBI's taxonomy places the organism in Eukaryota, Fungi, Ascomycota, Leotiomycetes, Helotiales, Sclerotiniaceae.
AUGAUCGAGGCAACAACAUCUAAUCCCGAGUGGUGGGAGCAGAGAGAAUGCUGCGAUGGGACGAAGUUUUACUACAACGUCGCCACACACCAAAGAACAAAGCUAAAUCCUAGCCGUGGUCCACUGCCCCCAGGCUGGGUCGAAAUUUAUACAGAUGGAGAAAUUCAAGCCCUCCAACAGCGCACCGGGAUCAUUGCAAAGGCAGACCCACGAUGUUACGAGCCAGAUCACGAAAAGAGAGUGGCAGCUACAAUUCACGACUGGACUACGCACCGGGCAAGCCCUUUGUACAGCAUGCCUACUGCUCACAGCGUCUUGCGAAUCAUCUGGAGAGAUGUGGAAAUGCAUCUUUCCGGAUUCCGGCUGGACGUAGAAACGUACGAGAAACUGGGUACGAGGGCUAUAUCCAAUGCUAAGCUCAUUGAGAGUUUGGAUGACAACCUCCAAGCCAUCGAGACGUGGCGUGCUAUGGCCGAAAAACAAGUGGAAAAGUUGGAAACAGAUGCCGCCAUUUCCGGGAGAAACACCAACGUGGAGGGAUUGCGAAGGAAUUUUGACGCAUUUCGCAAUGCUGUUGAUGCAGCAGCACAAGAAAUGCAUGGAGGAUGGUCGAAAGUAGAGCACAACAAACAUUUGUUAGAGUCAUUGGAGGUAUUCUUUGCGUCAUUGAGAAGUACAACAUGGGGAUAG